CUCCUUCUUUCUUUUGCUCUCUUCCUUUGUAGCUCGUACCUGUGGCAGUAACCUAAGAGGACCCAGAGGGGUCAUAACUUCUCCCAACUACCCUGUUCAAUAUGAGAACAAUGCCCACUGUGUGUGGGUCAUCACUGCAAUGGACGCUGAGAAGGUGGCGGAAUGGGGAAUAUGUCGAUGGACCGAAUGGGCUCCAGCUUUGACCGUUUGGGAAUGUCAGGAAUGGACAUGAACCAUGGCUUUGGUGGCUAUGGCGGCGGGGGCCGGGCCACAUGGGUGGAGGCAUGUCGGACAGAGGGUCAGGGUCCAAAGCAGGUUGCCAGAUAUUUGUGCGCAAUCUGUCCUAUGAUUUGACAUGGCAAAAACUGAAAGACAAGUUCAGUCACUGUGGUCAGGUAAUGUUUGCAGAAAUCAAGAUGGAGAAUGGAAAGUCGAAGGGAUGCGGAACGGUGAGAUUCGACUCUCCAGAGAGUGCCGAGAAGGCCUGCAGGAUGAUGAAUGGAACCAAGAUAAAUGGCCGAGAGGUGGACGUCCGUAUUGAUCGGAACGCCUAGAUCCUUUGUAGAAGU
Messenger RNA from Oreochromis niloticus (Nile tilapia), 569 nucleotides. RefSeq names its product myelin expression factor 2-like. Lineage: Eukaryota; Metazoa; Chordata; Actinopteri; Cichliformes; Cichlidae. Gene Ontology annotation, cellular component: ribonucleoprotein complex; nucleus; cytoplasm. The record is from RefSeq and is a predicted model, not a curated record. The coding region runs from base 273 to 554 and encodes 93 amino acids. Gene Ontology annotation, molecular function: mRNA binding. The transcript has 4 exons.